Molecule: messenger RNA, 1923 nt
Organism: Molossus molossus (Pallas's mastiff bat)
Lineage: Eukaryota; Metazoa; Chordata; Mammalia; Chiroptera; Molossidae
Gene: TMEM161A
Product: transmembrane protein 161A
Exons: 12
Coding region: 130-1518 (462 amino acids)
Source: RefSeq, a predicted model, not a curated record
GAUCCUGUAUUUACUAUCUUCGGGCAGCUUUAGCUUCAGACUGAUGACCAAAAACAUUUCUUCUAAAAAGUUUAAAAAUAAGCAAUCCUCGGAGUGCAGCUGGUGGUGACCCUGCUCACUGCCACUCUGAUGCACAGGCUGGCACCUCACUGCUCUUUUGCACGCUGGCUGCUCUGCAAUGGCAGUCUCUUCCGAUACAAGCAACCUUCUGAGGAAGAGCUUCGGGCCCUGGCAGGGAGGCAAAGGCCCAGAGGCAGGAAGGACCGCUGGGCCAAUGGCUAUAGUGAAGAAAAAACUUUAUGUGUCCCCCGAGAUGCCCCUUUCCAGCUGCAGACCUGCCCGCUCACAGCCGUGGAUGCCCUGGUCCUGCGCUUCUUCCUGGAAUACCAGUGGUUUGUGGACUUUGCUGUAUACUCGGGUGGCGUGUACCUCUUCACAGAGGCCUACUACUAUGUUCUGGGCCCAGCCAGGGAGACCAACAUUGCUGUGUUUUGGUGUCUGCUUACCAUUGCCUUCUCCAUCAAGGUGUUUCUGACAGUGACUCGGCUGUACUUCAGCGCCAAGGACCAGGGAGAACGCUCCGUCUGCCUCACCUUUGCCUUCCUCUUCCUGCUUCUGGCCAUGCUGGUGCAGGUUGUGCCAGAGGAGACCCUCGAGCUAGGCCUGGAGCCAGGCCUGGCCAGUAUGACCCAGAACUUGGAGCCACUUCUGAAGAUGCAGGGCUGGGACUGGAUGCUUCCUCUGGUCAAGCUGGUCAUCCGCGUGGGACUUUCAGUCCUGGGCUCCAUGCUGGGCGCCUUCCUCACCUUCCCAGGCCUGCGGCUGGCCCAGACCCACCGAGACGCGCUGACCAUGUCAGAAGAUCGGCCCAUGCUGCAGUUUCUCCUGCACACCAGCUUCCUGUCUCCCCUGUUCAUCCUGUGGCUCUGGGCCAAGCCCAUUGCUCGGAACUUCCUGUACCGGGCACCCCUUGGGGGCACACCCUUCUUCCUGCUAUCAGACUCAGCCUUUGACUCACUGCGCCUCUGGGUGCUGGUGGCACUGUGCCUACUGCGGCUGGCAGUGAUCCGGCCCCACCUGCAGGCCUACCUGUGCCUGGCCAAGGCCCGAGUGGAGCAGCUGAGGCGGGAGGCUGGCCGCAUUGAGGCCUGUGAGAUCCAGCGGCGGGUAGUACGGGUCUACUGUUACCUGACAGUGGUGAGCCUGCAGUACCUGACGCCACUCAUCCUCACUCUCAAUUGCACACUGUUGCUCAAGACGCUGGGUGGCUACUCUUGGGGCCUGGGCCCAGCCCUCCCACUAUCCCCAGUUUUGACAGCAGCCCAAGAUGGCCCAAUGGGCCCCAAAGAGGACGAAGCCCAGCAGGCGGUGGCCCAGAUCACUGGGGCCCUGGGUGGCGUGCUCACACCCUUCUUCCUCCGUGGCAUCCUGGCCUUCCUCAUCUGGUGGACUGCUGCCUGCCAGCUGCUUUCCAGCCUCUUCGGCCUCUACUUCCACCAGCACCUGGCAGGCUCCUAGCCACCUGAAGAGACGCCUGGGCCCCAUGACCACUCCCUCUGUGUGUAACUCAGUAUCCCCGGGUGCAAGUGGGCCGGGGUGUCCCCAGGGUGCUCAACGCUUCACUGCAGUGCCUGCACGGCUCCCUUUGAACCCUGAGCUUCUGCUUCAAAACUAUCUGCUGAGGCCAGUGGCAGGGGUCUCAGCCACUGCUCCUGGAUUGCAUGUGUGCAUUCAGGUUUGACAGCAGAACAACAACGGAGAGGUGGCUUUUACAAAACAGGGAAACAGGCCCAGACUGGUUUGGCUCAGCUGUUAGAGCAUAGGCCGGAGGAUUGAAGGUUUACGAAUUCGAUUCCCAAUCAGGGGCGUGUGCCUGGGUUGCGGGUUUGAUCCCUGACCCCUCAGGGUUGUGCAGGAGGCAAC